CGCAUAUUUGGAUUCGUGACUGUGCCCUAGUACGAGUUUAAAAAAAAAACGGACGUGUUGGUGUUGAACUUGUGAUGGGGCUUUAGAGAAUUAAUAAAAAGAAAAUAUUGCAAAAUUGACAGCGGAAGAAAAUCGAGGAAGUGGCGGUCUGCAGUCUUCGGUGAGACGUUGUCAAGAUGAUGGACGCAUUGACUGUUGUGACACAACUGAGAGACUUGGCGUCAAAGCCCCACAACCAAGAAAGUAUUCUUCAAGAUAAAGCAUGUCUUUCAGGCCUGGUUUUAUUCCUAGACCACCAAGACUUUCAGGUGGUGUACUGUGCCUUGCAGGCGCUCAGAUACCUGGCUGAGUUUCAUUCUAGCCGAGAACAAAUGAAAAACGAAUUGGGAAUGAUGGUGAGCCUAGAGAAGCUGACUGAACAAACUGACACCAUUGAGGAAAUUCCAUUAUUAGCAAAGGAAGUGUACAAUAUUUUAAAUUCACCUACUGCUGACUCUCUCAGAACCCCAGAGCCCCCCAAAAGGAAGAUGAAGCAGCAUUUUUUCAUUAACAGCUCAAACAAGAAGGCCAAGUCCAUUACACUUCAUAUCCAAGGACUGGAUGACAAAAAUCAUCGAGGUCUUUGUGAAGAAGCCUUGUUAAAGGUCAAGGGUGUGAUCAGCUUUACUUUUCAAAUGGCUCUUAAAAGAUGCACUGUGCGGAUUCGAUCAGAUCUGCCAACAGAGUGUUUGGGGGAAGCCAUUGCAGCAACCAAAGUGCUAAAAGCGCACCAAGUUGUGAAAAACGAAACUGGAGAAGAGGUUUAUGUUCCAUUUGGACCUGCGCAUGCUAUUAUUGAGGAAAACUCUUUCUUACCAGAUUAUUUGCCUGAGGAAGAGAGCCCAGAAAAAGAGGUCACCACUGCCCUCGCACGCACUGGGGCCAAGCAAGAGGGUGCCGGCGGUGGCGGGUGGCUGAAUGCCGCUACCAACUUUCUGACUAAAACGUUUUACUGGUGAAAUUUGGCAAGAUUUCUGUGUACAGGUGAUAAAUGCACUUCCUUUUAAUGUGUAUAGUGUUGUGCGUCUGUCUGUAGUGUUCCUCACUACGUGAGGUCAUUUUGUGUAAAUAUUUUCAGUAAC
Molecule: messenger RNA, 1121 nt
Organism: Erpetoichthys calabaricus (reedfish)
Lineage: Eukaryota; Metazoa; Chordata; Cladistia; Polypteriformes; Polypteridae
Gene: armc1l
Product: armadillo repeat containing 1, like
Exons: 7
Coding region: 177-998 (273 amino acids)
Molecular function (GO): metal ion binding
Source: RefSeq, a predicted model, not a curated record